AUGGCAGCGGGUGACGUGGAUGUACCAAGCGAACGAAAUGUAGAGGAAAAAGACAAACAGUUUGAGACGAUUGAGGUAGAAGCAUCGGGAACCGCGACAGUCCUUGACAAAAUGACUGAUGAGCUGGAUUUAUCUGCGGGAGACCUAGAGUUGUUGCGAGAAGCGCGUCGCCGAAUGACCCGGCGCAUCAGUACAGUACUGCAAGAGUAUGGUGGUGCGUUUAAAGGUUUUCAAUCGCGGUACAAAUCGGUAAAGACAAAUGAUCUCCGCGUUACAACAAUUGAAGGUUGGUUCGAUCUCGAGUUUUCAAUCUUGUCGAUUCCGGCCUGCAGGAGCAAGCACUUCAACAAGUUCGGCAUCCUGUAUGCUCCUUACGGCAAGAAAUUGAAGUACCGAGAGGACAUGAAGUAUCUCCGUGAGGAUAGGACGUUCGAUGCGGUCCGAAUUCCGCGGACCUUGGACAUAGGUCAGAUCGGAGCGGAGGUGCUAUUGGAGAUGAAUAACCAGAUGAGUUACACCAGAUACCUCAUGCUGGAUGACCCACCCCCGCCAGGGGCGGUGCCUCCUGAUCCGAGCCCGUCUAGCGAGGUUCCAGCUCCGGUGCACUUUACCAUUCCUGACGUAGCUGCAUUAUUUUGGGAUGCGAACCGGGCACUAGGAAUCAUCCAGGGAGACAUCGACCUGUUCUGCAUCCGCAUCAUGAAAGACGGCCGUCCUUGCAUGGAGAAAAUAGCCAUCGACAUAGACACUGCAACCCUCUGGCUCUACCCUGUGGACGUCUCUCAAGCGCCAGUCAUCAAGCCCCUCAGCCUCAAACCCAUCAAAUGCAUUAUAGACAGCACCAUAGAGACCCAACCGGGAAUGAACUGCCCGAACUUCAUGCAAUUCAUCGACAGACUCACCACCGACGACCCAGUACCUAAUCCAGACCUGUGUUUCCAUAUCACGCACAGGGAAAGACCCAAACAUAAACUCGAUGAUAUCGUCCACAGCAACUCUCCAGAAGAAGUCCGUUCAUUCAGCAUGGGCUUCAUUGUUCCGUCCCUUCUCAUCCGAAACGAAUUGGUCUUCGUUCUUAAGACCUGGGCCGCCAUGCACAAAGCAAGCAAACCCGAACUAAUGAAGCUCCUAGGCAUAUGUUCCUAG
This is a messenger RNA of Gregarina niphandrodes, 1146 nucleotides long. RefSeq lists its product as hypothetical. Bases 1 to 1146 code for a protein of 381 amino acids. The record is from RefSeq and is a predicted model, not a curated record. NCBI's taxonomy places the organism in Eukaryota, Apicomplexa, Conoidasida, Eugregarinorida, Gregarinidae. The transcript is spliced from 3 exons.